Cydia strobilella is the source of this 1047-nucleotide messenger RNA. RefSeq lists its product as uncharacterized. The transcript has 2 exons. The record is from RefSeq and is a predicted model, not a curated record. The coding region runs from base 1 to 1047 and encodes 348 amino acids. Lineage: Eukaryota; Metazoa; Arthropoda; Insecta; Lepidoptera; Tortricidae.
AUGUGCUUCACCAUGUCGAAAAGAAGUGCAGAAGAAAGAAUUGAUUAUUACAAUGCAAAAAUCAGGAAAAUACAACAACAACGUUUUCAUCGUGUGAUUGUGUAUUCAUCCUCGUCUGACUCCGAGGACAACUUAGAACAAAACGUGGAGGAACACAAUGACGCACCCGCGUUAGGGGAGGCACCCGUCCCGUUCCCGGCUGAAGAAGCCGACGGCGACAUAGGAAACGCUGUUGUGCCUGUACCUGAACUCGAUCCAGAGCUGCUACAAGCCUUGGGUGACCCGUCAGAUGACUCUCCUGUUUACGGCCCAGAUAUACACGAAAAACUCGCUCAACGAUGGCUUCCUAUUCUUAGAAAAGGCAUGCCUAAAGAAGCAAAAGAGCAACUUUUAAAGGAAUACACAGUCCCAGGUAACUGUAAGCUACUGAAAGCACCUACUUUGAAUGCGGAAAUUUCCGCCGCUAUCGCUGAGACAGUAAGGUCUCGCGACAAGAAAAUUCAAGUCAAACAAGAUCAACUGGGCUUAGGAAUUACUGCCAUCAAUCGAGCCAUGGAUGUUUUACUAACAAGUGAAGAUAAAGUACAAACUAUAAAAAUAUUAUCUGAUAGCUGCCGAAUACUUACAGACCUACAUUUUGUCGAAACGCAAGUGAGGUCAAAGCUUAUUACUCCGGGACUGGACAAAGCGUUUCUCUCCGUCAUACAAGACCAAGACCGAGACGAAACACUUUUUGGCAUAAAAAUAUCAGAAAAAAUCAAAGCAGCAAAGAUUAUUGAGAAACAGGGGCUACAAAUUAAAAAGACUUUCGUCCCUAAGGUGCCCGCAUCUAAUGCAUCAUCUUCUACACCCCGGCCGCGUCAGCAGGGAAACUGGUCAGGCCCUCCUCGCUUCCCAUCGUCGAGCAGGGGGGGGCACACCUGGAGCUACCGAGGGCCGACACCGCUUCCGCAUUCGUAUCGCCGGACGCCGCGAGCUGCUCAGCCGGCGACAAGGCGCUCUCUGACGCCGGCGACAAACAACAAACAUGCAAAGACGCGGCAGUAA